This is a messenger RNA of Lagopus muta (rock ptarmigan), 5104 nucleotides long. It is a transcript of the gene MAP3K8, whose product is annotated as mitogen-activated protein kinase kinase kinase 8. The transcript is spliced from 7 exons. Gene Ontology annotation, molecular function: protein kinase activity; ATP binding. Gene Ontology annotation, biological process: protein phosphorylation. NCBI's taxonomy places the organism in Eukaryota, Metazoa, Chordata, Aves, Galliformes, Phasianidae. The record is from RefSeq and is a predicted model, not a curated record. The coding region runs from base 2438 to 3910 and encodes 490 amino acids.
UGACGUGAUUUCUCGUGAUUAGUGACGGAUACCUGGGUUGUACAGAAAGACCUAAAGCUUUAUUUAAGUGCCCAACACAAGCGUUGGUAUGGAAUUGAGAGUACUGUUAGCUUCAUGCUGUGGUUUGGGAACACGUUGAGGCACAGAGCUUAUGGAGAGCUGCGUUUGCUGUCAGCUGCACUGUGGUCUAUGGUAUGAAAGUAUUAUCAAGGAGUGACUUAGUUUAAUUGUGGCGCUCACUUGUCUCUGCCCACAAGGGACGGGCCUCUGGAGGCUCGUGUUUUUCUGCACAAAGUCCCCUGAGGUUGGUGUGUAACCCAGCCUUGCUCUUCAGAAGCAGCCCCACAGUUCCCGUUAGUAGACUGGCUGAUGCUUUUCUCUUUACUCCCAAUAAUUCGGCAUCAUAAAAGCAACAAAUAAAAGCCCAGCUGUGGGGCAAAGGCUGGAAAUCUCCUCUAUGAUUGAGAGUAACCACUUGUAGGCUUUCAGGGUAGUAGCGUGGUAGGGUGAGAUGCUAGGGGUUAGAUAACAGCUUGGGCUUCUGCUAGUUCUUGUAUAGGUGUAGGCUGACAAAACCCUGACCCCUCUCAGCACCCUGCUAGAUAAAUGCUUGGGGGUUCCCCCUCCGUGCCCUGAUACUGGGUGCCAGCACGUAGACUGCAGGCUGCUGAGCCCAUCACAGGGCUUUGGAAGGGAGGAUGUGGUACCGCAGCUCUCUCAUGCUGUUUUUUGUUCUGCCCAUGCUGAGUUUUCCUGUCCUGCCUCUUGAGCUUGCAGCACAUGGUCUGAAUUUCUCUGCCAGCUGCACCAAUUUACUCAUUUUUCUUCGACGUUAGAGCUGACGUAAGCAUCUUCCAGCCCAUGAGAAAUAUGUGCCGCAAAGCUUCCACGUCCUUGCGGGGACGUAAGAUAGUGAUCAUAACCAGAAACUGUAUCUGGGCAAGCUGCAUUGCUUCAUGACCUCGGGGGACUGAGUCUGCUGGUGGUGCCUGAGAUAAAUAGGUUGUGCUUAUUUCUUUUCUUUUUUUCUUUUGUAAGUAUUUUUUUGUUUGCUUGUCAUCUUUUACUGAGAAUAGGUGGUUUAUGAAAAAGGGAAAUGAGAGCUCUCUGAAUGGGGUAUGUGCUACUGGAGGAAAAGAAGAUUCGUCUCUUCUUUGCUAUCAUCAAGCAUGAGGCAGAGAGAAUAAAACUCCAGACCUAACCAUGGAAAACUUAUUUUGCAGUAGUACCUGGAAAUCUGGGUGAUCAUACAGCAGCUUGACUCUUUUUAGCUGUCAUCUUUUUCUGCAAAAAAAUCCCCUGUUAUCUCACUCAGCCUUGUGAUUACUACUUUUACUUUCCAUGAAGCCUGUGAAACAAAUGAUCAUAUGAGCAUAAACCAGUCCUUCUGCUUGAGCUGGUGUGCCAUGGCUUUAUUUGUUUUGCCUUUUUUAAUAGACUGCAAAGGAACACUUUGAAUCUAUCAUCGGUGGUAAAUACAGGUUGGAGAAACAUGACGUCUUUACCCAUUAUAUUGAGACCUUUUUGAUGAUUUUGUGUGAUGUAACCGGGAUAAAUAUAAGGUAAGUUCACUUAGACAUUUACGUGUUGAAAACUGUGUGUGUAAGAAUGGUAAUGGCUGAUCGUGUACAUGCCUUUCACUUGGGUAGAAUAACUCUGGUUCAAUCUGGGAAUCUGGGACGAGAAAGGACUUCUUGGGAUGCUGAAUCCAGUUCCUUAGAGCUAAAGUCCAUUUCAGCCAAAUGGCCGAGAUGUAUCUUAAAAGUUGUUGUUAGGAAUAGUAAGGGAUAGUAGGAAUAGUAAAGUGCUUGAAACUGCUUUAGAAGUUCAUUACUUUCAUAGUAACUCUAUUUCUGACUUUUUCGUAAAUUGGUAAAAAUUUCAGUUCAAGUCUAAUUCUAGUCAGUCAUUUGCAGAAAAGGUGGGUGUUGUAUCUCAGCUGGUGAUGGAUGGUGCUUCAUGCAGUGAUACUAACAGGUAUUUAUUACUGGUGGAUGCUUAUUAGCUUUGCUCUGUGAUCUUCUGCUCUUUCUGGACACAUCACAUAAGUUGUUCACAAAAUCUUGGGGAUAAAUUAAUAUGAUACAUUUAUAUCCCUGUUUGUCAUCCAUUUCCAAAUGAUGAGUCCUUGCAGUGGCACUGAGGGUGCUCCAUUUUUGCAUAUCCAGCAAAGCAUAACUGGCUCAUGCUUCCUUACUGUGUCACUACCUCCACUGAGAAACUUUAUGUAAAGUCCAAAAUUGAAUGGUUGGAAGAGUUCACAAAUAACUUCCAAAAUAGGUUGUUAGUGGACACUUUUUCUUCUUCUCCUCUAUACCCAUUCUACUCAUGAUGACUUUUCUUAAUACAAAGUAAUUUAAAAAUCUAACCAUGUAACAAUGAACUACUCUCACUCUGAUCGCUUCUUUUCCUUCUAGCUUUGCUACUGUAGAUUCAGAUGAAAAAAUGUCCUCAGGUUUGUUUUAUUUCUCUUUUUUUCAGGAGUGGUUUUGCAAAGUGGACAGUAAUGGAGUAUAUGAGCACGGGUAGUGAUAGCAAAGAGGAAAUUGACUUGUUGCUAACUAAUUUAAAUAUGUCUGAAGUGAUAGACAUCAUGGAAAACCUUUAUCCAGGUGGAGACCUUGCCGUCUAUGAGGACAGCUUAAUUACGAUGUGUGAAGAGGAAAAUCAAAAUGAAGAACGUGCAGAAUCUUUACUGUUUUGUGAGAGGGAGGUUUCUUUGAUGUCCUCCGUCAAAUAUGGGACUGUGGAAGACCUGCUUGCUUUUGCAAAUCAGGUGUCUAACGCUGCAAAACAAUUUAAAGGAUGCAGACAGCAAGAAUCUGGAAUCCUCUUGAAUAUGAUCACUCCCAAGAAUGGCCGCUAUCAGAUUGACUCGGAUGUGCUCCUGUUUCCGUGGAAGCUGACUUAUAGGAAUAUUGGCUCUGACUUUAUUCCGCGAGGAGCUUUUGGGAAGGUGUACUUGGCCCAAGAUAGAGAAACCAAGAAACGGAUGGCAUGUAAACUGGUGCCAGUGGAACAGUUCAAACCAUCAGAUGUAGAAAUACAGGCAUGUUUCCGUCAUGAAAACAUUGCUGAAUUAUAUGGAGCUAUUCUGUGGGAUGAGACCAUUCAUCUUUUCAUGGAAGCUGGGGAGGGAGGAUCUGUCAUGGAGAAGCUGGAGAGCUGUGGGCCUAUGCGAGAAUUUGAAAUAAUUUGGGUGACAAAGCAUAUCCUGAAAGGGCUCGACUUUCUCCACUCCAAAAGGAUUAUCCAUCAUGAUAUCAAACCAAGCAACAUUGUGUUUAUGUCAACUAAGGCCGUGUUGGUGGAUUUUGGCUUAAGUGUUCAAAUGACUGAGGACAUUUACUAUCCCAAAGACCUUAGAGGAACAGAGAUUUACAUGAGCCCCGAAGUUAUCCUGUGCCGAGGCCACACAACCAAAGCAGACAUCUACAGCAUGGGAGCUACUAUUAUUCACAUGCAAACUGGCAUUCCGCCCUGGGUGAACAGAUAUCCUCGUUCUGCAUAUCCAUCCUACCUCUAUAUUAUACAUAAACAAGCUCCCCCUUUAGAGGACAUUGCUGAAGACUGUAGCACUUCCAUGAGGGAGUUGUUAGAAGCAGCUCUAGAAAGGAAUCCUAACCAUAGACUGUCUGCAGCAGAGUUAUUGAAACAUGAAGCUUUACACCCACCCCCAGAAGACCAGCCACGUUGCCAGAGUUUGGACUCAGCACUGUUUGAAAGGAAAAGGCUACUUGCAAGGAAGGAGCUGCAGUUGCCAGAAAACAUUGCAGAUUCCUCAUUGUGUACUGGGAGCAUGGAGGAGUCGGACCUGGUAAAGAGGCAAAGAUCACUUUACAUAGACCUUGGAGCUCUUGCUGGUUACUUCAAUAUUGUUAGGGCACCACCAGCAUUGGAAUAUGACUGACCCAAUAACGUUUUCUAUCAGAAGGUCAGAAAUGGACCUCUACCUCUUAAAACUUGAUUUUAAGACUUGAUUUUCAAAUCUGUACAUAAAAAUAUUGCCAUUGUAGGCUGUAAAAUGUGAAUAGUUUGUAAUUGCACAGAUGAUUAAGCUAAGCCCUUAGGGACUCUAAUAAGCUGAUCUCAAGCAAUGGUAUUGGUGCAUCUACUGGCUGACCAACAAGAAGACAACAGAAAGAACACUGCAGGAAUGUCUUCUUCUGGGGGACCUUCCUGUGCUGGGCCUUACACUUUUGUAAAGCUUAUAUGAUAUGCUUACAAGUAUUGCCAUAAAAAAAAAAAAGAAAGAAAAAAGAAAAAAAAAAAAGAGCGUGCGGGCCAUAAGAUCUGGUCUGUCUGAGCUGUCCUUAGUGAAAACCUUCCCCAAAAAAGUCUUUUUUCAGUCUUGAGACCUGGCCAGUCUCUGGUUGUUCUCAAUGUAAAUCAGGAGCUUCCUCAAGCUGAGCUAGUUUCUAUAUCAGGUGUCUCUGGAGUCAAAGCAUCACUUGGUUACAGAUAUGUUUUAGCUUUGUAUCUUCCCUGUCCCCCUGCUCCUUGGGCAGAGGGAGUAUCUGGCUGUAUCUGUUAGCUCUGGGAGUGGCACAGCAAGUUGGCCCUGCCUCCACCAGCUUUUAAUGUUGCAGCUACUGCAAGGAUAUCUCAGCUAGUUUUCAAGGGUAGGGCAAGUGUCAGUUCAUAUUGGUAACAGUGGGCAAUCUCCAGUCUCUUGCUUUUUAAUGCUUUAAACUUGUGUAUGAUUGGCGUGAGCGCUACGGUUUGGAAAGCGUGUCAUUAGUGACAAGCUGUGUUUAUGUUCCUAUGGAAAUGGAAUUAUAUUGUUCUUGCUGUGCCUCAUACAUUUGAAACACGAUGUUUUGGAUGAUAGUAAAACUAUGCAAACUGCAUAGUUCUGUACAUCCCAUGGGAUGAGAACGUAAACUUUUAUAAAACUCUCUUUGAUGCUUAGGAUGACUCUUUUUAAGCAUUUUUGUUAAAAUGGCAUACUAUGUAUGUUGUACACUGAAUCUUUUCUGAAGCACAGUCUCUUUUUCAUACAUCCAUUAUUUAAUGCUGCUCCUUUCUAACAUGUAAUCUUAAAUAGAUUAUUUCCAGUUUGAUACUGAUAUGGUCGAAUGAAUAAAUCCAGCUCAGUGCCUUG